Plasmodium berghei ANKA is the source of this 5409-nucleotide messenger RNA. Its product is annotated as conserved Plasmodium protein, unknown function. The coding region runs from base 1 to 5409 and encodes 1802 amino acids. Gene Ontology annotation, molecular function: nucleic acid binding. Lineage: Eukaryota; Apicomplexa; Aconoidasida; Haemosporida; Plasmodiidae. The record is from RefSeq and is a predicted model, not a curated record. The transcript has a single exon.
AUGAAAGAAUUACCUUUAGAAAACGAGGCGGAGAUCAUUUAUGAAUACAUAACAUCUAUUGAAAAUGUUAUAAUAAAGUUUAAUAAUUAUAUAAAUAAAAAGAAGAUUCAACAAAAUGUUAUUGAAAAUAAAGAAUUUUUAAAUAAUAUUGUCUGGAAAUAUUUAAAUAAAUUUAUUCCACUAAAAUUAUCUCUCCAUAUGAAAUGUGUACAAAACAGAAAUUUUUAUCAAUACAUAUUCCUUUGUGCAUUUUAUCAUAUAAUUAUUAAAUACAUAAUAUACGAUCCUCUGUUUGUUCUACAAAGCGUUUUAGAAAAUACAAAUGAAAAUGAAGAAAAUGGUAUAUAUAACGAAUUAAUUAAAAUUUGUACAGAUAACAAUAUCGAAUUCAAAGAAAUAAAUAAUAAUUAUUUGAUUCAUAAUUCAACUUAUGAAAAUUUUUGUGAUAUUAUUUAUUCUUUUGGCAUUUUAUGCUACAUUUAUGAAUUUUAUACAUUUUUUAAGAUAAAAAAUAUAAAAAUUGGAAAAAAUGAAAAAUUAUCAUUAAAUUUUUUUAAUUGGAUUUAUGAUAUAAAAUAUAAUAUUUUAAAAAAUAUAAAAACGAGCAAUAUAAAUAAAACAGAUGGUUAUUAUUUACAAAAUGAAGAAACAAUUAAAAAUAAAUUAACUUGUAAUUAUUUUUCAGAGCAUGUAAUGAAGAUUUUUAUGAAUAAAAACCAAAAGGAUAAUAAUUGGGAAAUCAUAAAAUAUGAUAAAGACAAUUUUUUACAUUCAGAACAAAUAAAAAAUUAUUUAAAUUUUGUUAAAUAUAAUUUUAUUAAUAUUAGGGAAACUAUAAAUAAUAGUCGUGAAUUAUUUGAAUUGGAAAAUUGCUGUGUAGAUAAUGAUUUUUUAAAUUAUAUAUUUAUAAAAAAAAAACAAAUCGAAGAAAUAUUUCUAUUACCGUAUUAUACAAAAGACAUUAAUGAAUCGAAUAUUAAUGGUAAUAUAAAAGAAACAGAUAACUGUAAAUCUUUUUUUGAUAAAUGUUAUAACAAUAUUGAGGAUAACAAUGGUACCUAUGGAUUGAUAAAAAAGGAAAUGCGCAUUUCCAAACGAUAUAAAAAUAGUGAAAAUCUUGAAAAUUUUGAAAAAAUAUUCGUUUUAGCAACUGUAAACAAUGAAAAUGCAACUGGUAAAUCGAAUUUUGUUGAAAUCAAUAAUGUUAAAAAUGACGAAGAUAAUAAAUCUGAAAAUUUUGAAUAUAUAAAACACCACUUAAAUAGUUUAUAUGAAAAAAUGAAAAUUUUGAAGAUAUCCAAAUUAUAUGUUCCUAUAUAUUUAUAUAUAAAUAAUAUGUUUGAUUUUUUUAAUAAUAAUAACGAUAAUAGUAUUUUUAAUGGUAAUAAUAGAACUUCCAGCAAAAAUAACAAUCAUAAUAGAAGAAAAUAUAAAAAAAUAAAUAAUUUUAAUUUAGAUUUUAAUGAAGAAUUACAAGAAAAUAGUCAAAAAAAUAUUUCAAACAAUUGUAAUAAUAGCGUACAUAAUGAAAAUAAUUUAAAGGAAAUAUUUUAUAUUUUAUUAUAUUUAGGAGAUAUAGUUGAUUUCAUUGUUCAUAAAAAAAAAUGUAUUGAUAAAAAAGAUAUAUUUAGUAAUUUAAAAAAAUAUAUAGACACAGAAUUAUUUAAUUAUAAAAAUAAUUUUGAAAAUGAAGAAAAUUUUAUAAAAGAAAUUAAAAAUAAAAAUGAUAUUGAAUGUAAAGAAUAUCAUAGAAUAUUCUUUACCCCGGCUAUUGGUUAUGAAGAAGAAUAUAUUUCUGAAAAAAAUGGAGAAAAUCAUAAAAAUGAAAAUGAUACUAUUUUUUAUACUAAUCAAAUUGAUUAUAACAACUUAAAAUGUAAUUUAAAAGAAGAAAUGUAUUCGCAAGCUGGUAGUAUCGAAUCGGUAAAUGAUAGGGGGGGGAUUUGUGGAAAAAGUGAAAAAGAUAAAGGAAAUAAUAAUAUAUCAUUAAAAUCAAAGUAUAUUAUUCAAAUUAAUAAUUUUGUAAAUGAAUAUAUAUAUAUGUUUAUAUCUUAUGUUAGUUUAAAUGUUACAAAAAUUGCAAUUUUAUUAAUAGAUAAAUAUAAUUUAAUAAUACCAAACAAUUAUUUAGAUUUAAGUUGUUAUGCUUAUAUAUGUAAUAAUAAUAAAAAUAAUUUUAAUCUUUUAUAUUUUAUAAGUAAAUAUAAUAUUCAUCAUUAUUUUUUUUCAAAUGAUAUUGUUAAUAAAGAUAUUAAGCACAAUUAUUAUAAGUAUAAUAAUCUUGAAAACUUAGAAAUUCAUACUAAGCAAAAUGAUUGUAAUUGUAUGUACAUAAAUGAUAUAAUAACUUUUAAAUGUAUUUCACAUGAAAAUCAAGAGUUAUAUACUAACAAAAAAAAUAAAAAACUUAAACAUAAAAUGGAAAAACAAUGGAUAAAUGAAGCAUAUUAUUAUACUAGACAUCAAAGCAAUUGCAGUCGAAAUAGUACAAAUAGUAAUAGAUAUAGGAAUUUUUACGAUAAAAUGAAAAGAAAACUUGAUAAACCAAAAGGAAAUAAUGUAAAUAUAUUAUAUAACUCAAGUAAUAACAAACUAAAUAUUUCAUUUUGCGAUAGAUAUAAAGAUAAUUAUAAUUAUUCAUAUUUGUCUACGUCUACAAAAAAAGAAAAGGAAGAAGUGCCUUAUGAUCAGAAUAAAAUAGAUAAUAUUGUAUCAGAUAAAUUAUUAACACAAAAAAAAAAAAAAAAUUUAGGAGUAGAAUAUAAUGAUUAUGAUGAAAAAGAUGAAAUUAUUUCUUCAAUUAAAAAUAGUUUUUAUGAAAAAAAUAGUAAAAUAAAUGAGGAAACUCAAUUUAUAAAUAUUAAUUUGAAUGAUAAAAUAAGGUGUGUAAAAUAUGAACAAUGUUAUAAAAAGUUUGAAGAAAUGAAAAAUGGGAAAAAUAAAAAUGAUGAAUAUUCAAUAAAUAAUAAUGAAAUAAAAUUAUUACCUAACGAAGCAAAACAAAAUUGUAAUUUUGAAACUCCUAAAAGAGAAGAUAUAAAUUAUAAAGGACGUGAAAAUGGUAUAUUUAAUAAGAAACAAAUUAUUGAUCUAAAAAAUACAAAAUAUAUAAAUGAUUAUAGAAAUGACGAUAAAAUUAAUUUGGAUAAUCAUUAUAUUGCUUAUAGUACAUAUGGAAAUAGUAAUACAUCUUGUGAUAAUAGCAGCAAAAACAACUAUUCAAUCGAUAAUAAUAAAAAUAAUAGUAGUUAUAGUAUUGAUUAUAAAUAUCAAAUAAAUUAUUGUAAUAAUACGAAUAGCGAUAAAGUUGUAAGUGAAAAUAGUAUCCAAAGUAAUAUUAGCAAUAAAAAUAGAAGAAUAAAUUUGAAUGUGAAUAAAAUAAAUAAUAUAAAUUUUUUAGACAAAUCUCUAUAUCCAAUAAAAUUAGAUAUUAAUAAUAAUUUACAAAUAAAUGAUUUAUUUAUUAGUGAUGCAAAAGUUUCAAAUUAUGUAGAAUAUUGUAAAGGGGAUAAAACAUUAGAACUUGAAUUAAUUAAACAAAAAUUAAUAAGUGGAAAUACAAAAUAUGCAAUAAAAUUGAUAAAAAAUUUUAAUUAUGAAUUAUUAGAAUUUCCAAAUUUAUUUUUAUAUUUAAAUUACAAAUCUUAUAACUAUUUAUUAAGCAAUUUUGAUAAAAAAUAUAUUAUUUAUUAUCUUUUUGAUAAUCCCAAAUAUUUGAAAAUGUAUUUUUAUUCAUUAUUAAAAAGAAAAAAUUUAGAACAUUGCUUAAUAGCAUUAUAUUUUUUAUAUCCAAAUUACAUAUCAUUUGAUGAUACAUAUUUUCAAAUGUUUUAUUUUUUAUAUUUUAAGAAUCAAAAAAGUGAAAAGGGAAAUUAUAAUAAUGGUAAUUAUUUAGAUCAUAAUAAUGACAAAAUGUUUAUAUAUGAUCAUCAAAAUAAAAGAGCAUAUGAUAAUGAUUAUAAAAAUAUUAAUAAAAAAUAUUUAACAACAAAUAACAUGUGUAAUCAUAUUAAUAAUUGUAACAACAUUUCAAAUGGGGAAAGUGAGUUUAAUGUUGAAAACAUCAGAUAUCUAAACAGUGGGGUGUGGAAUUAUAAUAAUAUAUAUUAUUUUUUAAAAAAAGAUUGUAUAAUAAUAAAUGAAUCAUAUAUUAUGCUAAAAAAUGAAGAAGUUAUGUCAGAAGAUAGUAUAACACGACGAAUAUAUAAAAUAUCGGAUGUUUUUAAAUAUUUUGAUAUUUUUGAAAAAUUUAAAAAAAUUAAUUCAGAAAUUGUAAAAAAUUCAUUUUAUUAUUUAGUUAAAAGAAAUGGAACAUGCUCAUGUUAUAAAAAUUAUAUUUGUAUUAAUGAUUUAGGAUCAUCUUUAAAAGAAAUAGUUAUAAUUGAAUAUUUUCAUGAUUUUUUAACUUUAUAUGGAUAUAUAAAAAAAAAUGAAAAAAUAAUAUUUGUUGACGCUGAAUGGAAAUGUGCAGUAUUUAGAGAAAAUCCGAUUAUAUCUAUUUUUCAAAUUGCUUUGAAAAAUACUAAUUUGUCAUAUAUAAUUGACGUAAAAAAAAUAACAAUUGAAAAUUAUGAAGUUAAUUAUUAUAUAUCUGAACUUUUUAGGGAUGAAAGUAUUAUUAAGAUUGGAGUGGCAUUUAUAAAUAACGAUAUGCUACAAUUUAAAAAAUUUUAUGAUCUUUUAAAUAUGUUACAGUCUGAAAAAUAUAGCAACAUAUUAUUAAAAGAAAAUAGUAACGAUAAAAAUAUGAGUCAAGAAAUCGGAAACAAAUAUAGAUAUAAUAUGAAUUCAAGUUACAAUAUGAAUGAUAAUACAAAUAGUUAUAAUAAUGAAGACUUAUUAAAAAAAAUUAUGAGAAAUUAUUUUCGAAUGGAUAAAAAUUACAGAAACGGAUGCAAUACUAACUAUUUUAAUAAUUAUAAUAAUGGAAAUAAAUAUAAUAAUUUUGUAAAAAAAAAAAAAUAUGAUCAAAGGAAAAAUAUUUAUAAUUUAAAUGACGAUAUAAGUUAUAAAAAUAUAUAUCCAGUUAAUUAUUUUUUAAAAUAUAAAAAGAACACAGCUUUAAUUAAUAAGCAUUUAAAUACAAAAUGUGAAGUAUGUAAUAAAACUGGUAUUUAUAGUUGUAUACAUAAAUAUUAUGAUUUAAAAAACAUAUAUAAUAAAUAUUAUGAACACUUGAAAAAUAGUUUUCCAUGUCUCAAAAAAAAUACCACCCUUUCAGUUAAACUAUUUGGUAAAGCAUUAUUUCCAGACAAAGAAGUAAAUAAAGAAUACCAAAUAAUUAAUUGGAAUUUUAGGCCGCUUUCAUUUAAAAGUUUAGAGUAUGCAAUUCUCGAUGUUCUUAUUUUAAAAAAUUUUUAUAAUUUAAUUCAGUCAAAAUUACCUUUUAAUAUUGAAGACGAUUUAUAA